CCACUAUACUCUUCAUUUUCCUCUAUAAAACAACAUUUUCCGUCCUUCUUAAAUUUUCCCUCACCUCCCUUUCUCUCCUCUCCAAAUUUUCUUUCCACUCCAAUUUCCUUCCUUCUUUCGGAAACAGGGGGUUAGAGUCCAAGACAUUAAUGCUAGCACGAAGAGGGGACGUGAAGUAAGCUAUGAAUGAUCGUGAGUCCAUGAUCAUGAUCGUCUACAAAUGAGUUCUACUCAAUCAAGAGCUUGUUCGAGAUAUACCACCUAAUGCAUGAGUAGCAUUGGAAGAAUUUGACGGUGUCUUUCCCGAGGAAGCUCCAAUGGGUUUACCUCCAAUCCAAGAGAUAGAGCAUCAAAUCAACUUCGUUCCGGGGGCUACUAUUCCAAAUAAGAAAGCCUAUAGGAUGAAUCCAGAGGAGAAGAAGGAGUUGCAAAGGAAUAUUGAUGAGCUCAUGGAGAAGGGACAUGUUCGAGAGAGCAUGAGUCCCUGCGCAGUUCCUGUCAUUCUCGUGCCAAAAAAGGAAUAUACAUGGAAAAUGUGUGUUGAUUGUCGAGCAGUCAACCAUAUUAGGUAUCGUCAUCCUAUACCACAAUUGGAUGAUAUGCUUGAUGAACUACGUGGUGCUAGCAUGUUUUCGAAGAUUGAUUUGAGGUCAGGCUAUGACCGGAUUCGAAUGAAGGAAGGAGAUGAAUGGAAAACCGCUUUCAAGACAAAGCAUGGCUUGUACGAAUGGAUGGUGAUGCCAUUUGGUCUCAUAAAUGCGCCCAACACAUUCAUGAGGUUGAUGAACCACGUAUUGAGAGCUUUUAUUGGGAACGUGGUGGUUGUCUGCUUCGAUGAUAUUUUGAUCUAUUUGAAAAGCGUGGAGGAACAUCUUGAUCUUUGCGAGAAGUGUUAAAGACCUUGAGGAAGGAAAAACUCUAUGCCAACCUCAAGAAGUUCAUGUUUUGUACCUCGAACGUGGUAUUUCUAGGAUUCGUAGUAAGUGCGAUUUGUAUUGAGGUCGAGGAGGAGAAAGUUAAGGCGAUUCAAGCAUGGCCUACCCCUACCAAUGUGAAUGAAGUGAGGAUAUUUUA
Messenger RNA from Linum trigynum, 1074 nucleotides. The record is from the annotation of a GenBank genome assembly. Lineage: Eukaryota; Viridiplantae; Streptophyta; Magnoliopsida; Malpighiales; Linaceae.